Molecule: messenger RNA, 1393 nt
Organism: Cuscuta epithymum
Lineage: Eukaryota; Viridiplantae; Streptophyta; Magnoliopsida; Solanales; Convolvulaceae
Source: the annotation of a GenBank genome assembly
AAGAGUAAAAGUGCUUAAUUGGUGGUUCGGCCAUAGUAUGAGGCAAAAUUCACAGCUUUUCCCUUUGAAAAUUGGUGCUUAAUUCUCGAUACCAGCCCUUGCUACCUGAAGUGUCACCUGUGACCCGUCUGAGCUGAGGGCUGUAGUUUAUUUCGGUAAUCACCAUUUCCAGUCUGAACGAUACUAGAAAUUCCAGAUCGCAUUAAACGUCAGUGACAGGAGUUGGUGCUCCAUAUUGAGACCUGUCUUUUUCCAAUAGGAAAUGAAAAGUUUCGAAAUUUCUUCACGAAUUGCAUUUGAAAACCCGUAAAUAACAUGGCUCGGGUUGGGCACGGGUGCUCCAUAUCCAAAGCGUCAAUUUUUAUCUGGCUACUCUGUGCUCUUACCUUCUAUGCUCUUUUCAACAUAGCCGUUCGCAAUUCAUCAGAAUGGUCUAUCUCGUAUUCUGAGAAGAGGUUGAGACUGUAUGAUAAGAUGGAAAGGGAUUUGGAGGAGCAUGGUGCUGGGUUCCUUAAACAUGGAGAAACUUCUCAAUCACUGUCCCUUUCGGAUCUGUUCUCUCUCAAGGAUGGGAUUGUCACUCCUGUGCUGAAGGAUGCAAACCCCCCUGUACGAGCAAAUGUAUUACACCUGGGUAUAGAAUAUUCUGUUCACAUCUCGGAGGCAGUAAGGACCAUUUUCUCACCAUACUUUGACAAGGCAAUUUGGUUUCAGAACUCUAGUAGAUACCACUGUAGCAUGUUUCAUGCCUCACAUCAUGCUAGGCCGGGUCCCUGCCUCAGAAGCGGAGAUUGAAGCUGAAGCAGAUGCUGUUAAAACUCUUGCAGAGGGUUUAUGUCCAUUAAAUGUUGUUCUAGACAGAGUGAUUCUCACCUCAACUGGCGUGCUUGUAGGGUGCUGGCAGGUUAUCUCUGGUACUGAUCCUGUAAUUAUACGUGACAGGCUGAGAAAUGCUCUUCCACAUGCACCAGAAAAGCAAUUUUAUGAUGCUGUUAUUCUUCACACAUCAUUUGCAAGGCUUUUGGGUCCUCCCACUUUUCCUGAGGAAGCAAAAAAAUCAUCUGUGCUCGAGUUUUUUAAGAUACUUGUAAGUAAAUUAAACAGCGAAAUCCGCGGACUUAAGGCAACAAUGUCUGAACUCUGGUAUGUAGAGGAGCAUCAUCUGUUGGCACUUGCAAUUGAUGGAAGUAUGAAGAUUCGCAAGUUUCCACUGGGAUGCUUAAAAGCCUGACAAUAGUGUACAAGUUUCAACAUUUCUACUGUUAUACUUUAUUCCUGUCCUGAAAAAAUCUUCAUUAUUGGUAGUGAACUGAAGUCUCUCUCUUAAUAUAUGGUUUGUUGUAUGACUUGUAUCAAUUUUUAUUCUAUUAAAAUUCAUUUUUUGUUGUGCAGG